This is a messenger RNA of Boleophthalmus pectinirostris (great blue-spotted mudskipper), 2233 nucleotides long. RefSeq names its product Myb/SANT-like DNA-binding domain containing 4 with coiled-coils (gene msantd4). The transcript has 5 exons. Lineage: Eukaryota; Metazoa; Chordata; Actinopteri; Gobiiformes; Gobiidae. Bases 1 to 1440 code for a protein of 479 amino acids. The record is from RefSeq and is a predicted model, not a curated record.
AUGGUCACGUUUUUCACUUUCCAUUCAAUUAUUUUCUAUAAAGAUGAGCACAAUGCUUACGCGAAUAUUCCAUCUCACGCAACAACCACAAUCUUACCUCAAAUACCACCAGUGACCUGUGAGCACUCUUUCCUCCCACCUGAUUCUGGUAUUUGGUUCUGGGUCUUUGUUGCCAAGCUGGAUUUCCUGCAAGUGAAGCAUCUUAAAAGGAAGAGGAAAAGUAACUACAGUGUGAGAGAGACACAAACUCUCAUCCGAGAAAUCCACAAGAGGAGUAAUGUCCUGUUCUCCAGACAGCAGAAUACAGCCAUCAAUGAGCUGAAGAGACAAGCAUGGGAGGAAGUGGCCCGAGGUGUCAACUCACUUGGUGAAGGAGAACUACGUACUGCAGCUGAAGUAAAACGACGUUAUCUGGACUGGCGUUCCCUGAUGAAGCGGAAGCAACUCCAGGCCGAGCUGUCCCUUUCCUCCUCCUCUUCUUCUUCACUCGCCCUGAAGUCUGAGUAUGAGCCAUCUUCGCCAGAGGCCGGGUCCCUCACAUCAUCCUGGGACCAGCUGUUGGACCUCUCAGCUCUUCCCAAAGACACCCACUGUGACUGGCCUGAGCUCACGCUGGGCGACCAAGGCAGCCAGUCCAUGAUGCCACCUUUGGGUGUCAAGAUGGAAGAGGACGUGUGUGAAUACAGGCUGGACUGCGAUGGAGAAGUGGGAGAUGGAGAGAUAGACGAUGAUGACAUCCCUUCCCUUCUCAGUGACAUUGAGUCACGUGGAGAUGGCCAUGCUGCUGAGAUCUAUUCCAACAGUGGCCAGGGCAUCCUCAGCUCAUCCAAGGGUCCAACCUCCACCACCCCCACCACUCGAGAUGUCACCCUCAACAGCCUGCUAGGGUACUCUUUGCCUGGGACCACCCUGAACGACAGCAUGGGGCCCGGUGGGAUCCUGUUAGCUGUGGAGAAGCAGAGGUUGGAGGUGGAAAAACAGCGUCUGGCUGUUGAAUCGGAGAGGUUGGUGGUGGAGAAGGAGCGUUUAGCUGUGGAGAAAGAACGUCUCCGUCAACACGAAACAGAACACCAACGCCUGCAGCUGGAGAAAGAGAGGCUACAGGUGGAGAGGGAGAGACUCAGGCUCAUGCUUAUCAACCAAUCAGAGCAUGUCGACUCGUCCUUCAAUCUGCCGCCACAACAGGGCCCGCCCACUUCCUCCACGUCCUCCAAUCUGGAUGGGUCAAUCGGGGAUGGGGAGGGGAAAGAGAGCAAAGGCUGGCUGUCAUUGGUGGAUCUGGAGGCGGAGAGGAUGAGGUUAGAUCAGGAGCGGCUCCAGCUGGAGAAGGAGAGACUACAGUUCUUUAAGUUUGAGUCGGGCCGACUGCAGAUUGAGAGAGAGCGCCUCCAUGUGGAGAAGGAGAGAAUGCAGCUGCAUAUGGACCACCAGAGCCACUAACAGAGGGGCUGAUACAAUACAUUUUUCUGUAUUUGAAUGAUGCACACGAUAGAAAUUGCAUCAUAUGCAAACAAAGGCUGAAGUUCGUUCCUUCAUGGUGUAUUUGAUUUAAUGAAAGACUGUCUCUAGUGUCUUGUUCAGUGCAUGUUUGGGGCGUUUUUUUAAACAGUUCAGUGCAUUUCCUAAUGCUUUAUCAAUUUGCUUUCAUUUUUGCACUGAAAUAAGCUCUCUCAUCCACCAGUCAGGAUUAUUUUCGUCAUUUUAAUUGUCAAAAUUGUAUCGAAUUUGUAAAAAGCUACCUCUAGUGUGUGCAACUGGCCUCUCCUUUAGAUGAAUACUAAGCGCUCAAAAAGAGGCUAAAAUAGAGGUUUUAGUAUCUGCAUACCACAGAGUUGUUAUUAUAUAGAUCUUUUCUAUAAUACUUUAUAUGGUUCUAAACCAACACCAAGAACAGAGCACAAUUUUUGUAUGAUGACUAAAAUCCAUUAAUGAUACCUUAUAUUUAACUGUUUAGUUUGUACCACUGAUAAAUCAGUAGUGACAUUUUAGACUUUGUUUGCAUAGAGCUAUAUGUCAUCUGAUACAUCAGCCCAAUUCCAAAAGCAUUUAUAUUUUGUGGAUUAAAGUAUAUGAAAGCACACCCCUACGAGUGUAUAAAAGUAUUUGGGGGUUAUAUAAUUUACUGAGAGAAAAAUAAUGUGCUCUUUGUGUCCAGUGUUUACAUGAGUGGUCCAGUCUAUAGAUGUUCUAUUGUCAGAGUAAAAAGAUUAUGAUGUAAUGCUUUAUGAUGAUA